AUGUUAGCAGGUGAGAUUAGUAAUGAUAUGGUAAAUGAGGAUCCUUUAAAGAAGUUUGAAAUAGAAGUUCAUAACAGAAUAUUAGAUAUAGUUGUUGAGAGUAUUAACAAAAGAUUUAUAAAACACAGACAAUUGUAUAAUGAUUUAUCAUGUUUGUCACCAAGUUAUUUUUUGUAUAUAAUUCAAAAUGGUUUGCCUGAUCAAGCAUUGACUACUUUGUGUGAUAAGUUAAAGAGUUUGAACUCAAAUAUAACUUACAACGGUCUAAAGGAUGAGUUAAUACAUUUUGCGAAAAAUUGGGACAAGUUAAAGAAAAGUCUUGCUGAAUCAUUUGCAACUACAUACUCUUUGGAGCUAACACAAGAUGAAGAAGAUGACAUUGAAUCUAAAAUGAAUCCUGAAUCACAAAAUAUGACUUGCAAGAGUUGCAAAAACUGUGUUGUUUGUUGCUAUAAUAUUUUACAAAAAUGUAAUUUAUAUUGUGAUGCAUAUGCUAAUUUAUUUUUGGCAUACAAAUAUGUACUUACUCUACCAUCAACCCAAGUAUCAUGUGAAAGAUCUUUUUCUUUCUUAAAAAAUAUUUAA
Molecule: messenger RNA, 585 nt
Organism: Macrosiphum euphorbiae (potato aphid)
Lineage: Eukaryota; Metazoa; Arthropoda; Insecta; Hemiptera; Aphididae
Source: the annotation of a GenBank genome assembly